CCGUCAGAUCUGCCGGUACGGUGUAGUAAUACGUCAUACUACAUUUCCGUUCGCCGUGGAAUCGCAUCAUCGCAGAUCCCAAACUGACCUGAAAAUUGUUCAACAGGCAGGAAAUGCAUAUCCGUUGGGCACUGAAGUACCGAAAAAUUAAUUAAAUCGCUGCGAGGCUCAGCUUGUUCCGUGGUCAGGAAUAAUGGAGGGGCAGAAUGCAGAGAAGCCUCUUGUUUUCGCGUAUUAUGUGACUGGACAUGGAUUCGGCCAUGCGACGCGUGUUCUCGAGGUGGUUCGAAAUCUCAUCCUGGCAGGGCAUGAAGUUCAUGUGGUUACUGGUGUUCCUGAGUACAUCUUCACCACUGAAAUAAAGUCGCCAAAACUCUUUAUCCGGAAGGUUCUAUUGGAUUGUGGAGUUGUUCAAUCAGAUGCUUUGACAGUCGAUCGCCUUGGAUCAUUGGAAACGUAUGUCAAGACAGCAGUUAUACCUCGAGCAUCCAUUUUGGCCUCUGAGGUUGAAUGGCUGAAGUCUAUCAAUGCUAAUUUAGUGGCCUGUGAUGCUGUUCCUAUUGCAUGCCGAGUAGCUUCAGAUGCUGGGAUCUAUUCUGCGUGCGUGACUAACUUCAGUUGGGAUUUUAUCUAUGCUGAUUUCAUAAUGGAAGCUGGAGAUCACAGCCAUUCGAUUAUCUGGCAGAUUGCCGAAGAUUAUUCUCAUUGUGAUUUGCUGAUUCGUCUCCCGGGAUACUGUCCAAUGCCAGCCUUUGGUGAUGCCAUUGAUGUACCUCUGGUUGUUCGGAAAUUACAUAAGCCUCGGUCAGAGGUUAGAAAGGAACUCGGAAUUGGUGAAGAACAGAAAGUUCUCAUCUAUAAUUUUGGUGGGCAGCUAGCUGGAUGGAAGCUACAGAAGGAUUAUCUACCCGAUGGAUGGGUCUGCUUGGUUUGUGGGGCAACAGAAGGCCAGGAACUACCCAAUAAUUUUGUGAAACUUCCGAAGGAUGUUUACACGCCUGAUAUAAUUGCAGCAUCGGACUGCAUGCUUGGUAAAGUUGGAUAUGGUGCUGUUAGUGAAGCUUUGGCUUACAAAGUGCCUUUGAUCUUUGUGCGAAGAGACUAUUUUAAUGAGGAGCCAUUCAUGAGGAAAGUGCUCGAGAAUUAUCAAUGUGGGGUGGAGAUCAUAAGGAGAGACUUCCUUAGUGGACGAUGGGCGCCUUAUAUCGAACGUGCUGUUACACUGAAACCUUGCUAUGAUGCCAACGUUAAUGGUGGUGAGGUGGUUGCCAAAAUACUCCAAGAUGUGGCUUUGGGGAAAGGCCCUACUUCUAAGAUUAGUGGAUCACGAAGAUUGAGGGAUGCCAUAGUUCUUGGUUAUCAACUUCAGAGCAUUUCCGGAAAGGUUAUCGACAUUCCUGAGUGGUAUGUUGCACAGACUCAAUUUAUCUCCCAAACGUUGGAACACGAAAACAUUAUUCGCGAUCCUUCCACCGCUAAAGAAAUCGAAGCUUUUGAAAUUCUGCAUGGCGAGCAUCAUGGACUUUCGGAUACAAUUGGCUUCUUAAGAUACUUGACGGAACUGCACGCCUUAAGCAAUGGUGAUAAUUGUAAUAAGAAUCAGUUGCGGGACAGUCUUGCUGCUGCUGCAAUAUUUAACUGGGAGGAAGAAAUUUUUGUCGCUAGAGCUCCCGGAAGGUUAGAUGUGAUGGGAGGAAUUGCCGAUUAUUCGGGAAGUUUGGUCCUACAGAUGCCGAUUAGAGAAGCAUGCCAUGUAGCCGUUCAACGGAGCUCUCCCGACAAGCAUAAGUUGUGGAAACAUGCUCAAGCCAGGCAGCAUGAUAAAGGACAAGACUCUGCCGCUGUACUCCAAAUUGUAUCAUUAGGAUCCGAACUUAGCAACCGAGCACCUACGCUCGAUAUGGACUUUUCGGAGUUAAUGGAAGACAGUCAUCCGAUCUCAUACGAAAAAGCACAACAAUACUUCUCUCAAGAUCCAUCUCAAAAGUGGGCUGCAUAUGUUGCUGGAACGAUUUUGGUGUUGAUGACCGAAUUGGGCGUACGGUUCUCAGACAGCAUUAGCAUACUGGUGUUUUCGGAUGUUCCUGAGGGCAAAGGUGUGUCGUCUUCUGCUGCAAUUGAAGUCGCAACGAUGUCUGCCGUCGCUGCAGCUCACGGAUUGGAUAUUUCGCCGAGAGAUCUUGCAUUGCUAUGCCAAAAGGUCGAGAACCAUAUUGUUGGCGCUCCGUGUGGGGUGAUGGACCAGAUGGCUUCGGCGUGCGGCGAAGCGAAUAAACUUCUCGCGAUGCUAUGUCAGCCUGCCGAAGUUCUAGGACAUGUCGAAAUACCGUCUCACAUUCGAUUUUGGGGGAUCGACUCGGGGAUACGCCACAGCGUUGGCGGCGCGGACUAUGGAUCUGUGAGAAUCGGGACGUUUAUGGGUCGAAAGAUGAUCAAGUCAAUGGCGUCGGAAGAGCUGGAGUCGAAACGUAAUUUGCGGAAAGUUGAAGGAACAAACGAACAUCGUUCCGAUUUACUUCAAACUGAAGCUGCAUUGAACUACCUCUGCAACCUCCCGCCGCAUCGCUACGAGGAAUUGUAUGGGCAUAACCUUCCCGAGUCUAUACUCGGAAGUGAUUUCUUGGAGAAGUACAGCCAUCACGAUGACACGGUAACUGCGAUCGCCAAAACGAGCAACUACGCGAUACAAGCGCCCACAAGGCAUCCAAUCUACGAAAAUUUUCGCGUCAAGGCCUUCAAAGCAUUACUAUCUGCUGCUCCGUCGGACGAUCAGCUUUCAGCUCUCGGCGAACUCAUGUAUCAGUGUCACUACAGCUACAGCGCUUGCGGACUUGGGUCGGGAGGGACGGACAAGCUAGUCGCAAUGGUGCAAGAAAUGCAGCACGCGAAAUCGUCCAAGUCCCAUGGCGGGACUUUAUUUGGCGCCAAGAUUACCGGUGGAGGAUCCGGUGGGACGGUUUGCGUCAUUGGGAGAAAUGCUCUAAGAAGCGGCGAACAAAUUUUCAAGAUACAAGAGAUGUACGAAGCUACGACGGGGUUCUUGCCUUAUGUCUUUGAGGGAUCUUCACCGGGUGCCGGUAAGUUUGGCUUUUUAAAAAUCCGACUAAGGCCACGGACAACAUAAUUACCCAUUCGGACGGACAAUGUCGAGCAUGAAGGUACGUUCGUUGCAAGUGUUGGAAAUUAUUUUCGAGAUUGUGUUUUUAUAUGUUCUUAUAUUCUUUAGAAUUUGUAGCUCUAAUUCGAUCAUGUUGAAUUUAUUCAAAAAUUCGGUAAAAUAAUCUAUAUUUAGUUAAGAAUUGUUUUAAUCUCAAUGUUUAGAGUAAUAAAAGAUUGUUUCAUUGUAAAUUGAAUUAUGGUGUAAUAUAUAUUUUGA
Molecule: messenger RNA, 3376 nt
Organism: Andrographis paniculata
Lineage: Eukaryota; Viridiplantae; Streptophyta; Magnoliopsida; Lamiales; Acanthaceae
Product: L-arabinokinase-like
Exons: 29
Coding region: 194-3124 (976 amino acids)
Molecular function (GO): ATP binding
Source: RefSeq, a predicted model, not a curated record